Messenger RNA from Hyaloscypha bicolor E, 804 nucleotides. RefSeq lists its product as uncharacterized. Lineage: Eukaryota; Fungi; Ascomycota; Leotiomycetes; Helotiales; Hyaloscyphaceae. Gene Ontology annotation, biological process: regulation of transcription by RNA polymerase II. Gene Ontology annotation, cellular component: nucleus. The record is from RefSeq and is a predicted model, not a curated record. The transcript is spliced from 2 exons. Bases 192 to 650 code for a protein of 152 amino acids.
UGGAGAAUGGAGGAUUUGAAUACUUUGGGGUGGGUUUUGAGGCUCCGGGUAUUGGGGAGAGAAAAGCAGAUGGUGGAAUAUGGGAUGGAAGCUUCCAAGGCAUUAGCUUGCUGGUUGAACGCUUCGAAACUGAUCCGGGAGGUCAAGAUGAAGAUGCCUUUCUUCAUGCGUGGGAAUGGGGCGGCGAUCCAAUGGAACUGGAAAUAUCGGAGGAAGGAGCUCAGGUGCCGAUAGGAGCACCAUCCACCUCCACGAUACCAUCGCCGAGUUCGACAAGCUAUGAUAUGAAUCCUUCAAAGAGUCAUGACACAGAGAGCAGCCAAGAGCUAGCAAGUCCUGCUUUGAAAGCAACUCCCUCAGGCGACAAGUGGCUUUGCGAGUUUACCAACUGCGGUAAAUGUUUCUCGCAUCGUCACAAACUCAACCGCCAUCGGAAGUAUCACCUAAAGCCUUAUCGCUGCCUUGAUCCAUCAUGUUCCACUCGGGGCAUAGCAUUCUCACUGAACAAGGACCUUGCCCGCCAUCACAGCCAGCAUAGCGGGCAGCGUUUGUAUUGCCCACAUAGGGGCUGCAGUUAUGCUUUCGGCGGCGGAGAGAACGGCUUCUCCAGGAAGGACAACCUGAAGAGGCAUAUCAAGACUCGGCAUUGAUGAACCCGUCGCAGAAGACUGGUUAUGAACAGGAGGAAGAGGAGGGUUGCUCUCAAGAUCCUUUGACAGUGAAUCAGCGAUCCGGUGCCCUUCACACGUCACACUUGUUUUUAUGUACAACAUUUCACGCCAUCCGGCGCUAUGAGUCCAAUCC